AUUCCUCCAGCUUUCAUUCUGCUGAGGUCCCUGAGGCAACAGGAGGUCUGGGCCUGCUCCAGCCCCGUCCUGUGGUGUUGCAGGGGAUGCAGGUCCGGAGGGUGCCCUUGGAAAUACCUGAGUUUGACCUGCUGGACCAAGAUUCACUGCACGAGUCCCAGGAGCAGACCCUCAUGGAAGAGGCGCCUCCACGGCCCCAGCACAGCUAUAAGUACUGGCUCCUCCCUGGUCGCUGGACCCCUGUGCGUUAUGAGAGGCUGGCCCUGCUGGCCCUGCUGGACCGGACUCGGGGGGUGCUGGAGAACAUCUUCGUGGUCUGGUUGGGCAGUCUGGUGGCCUUCCUGGGCUACCUGCUCCUCCUGAAAGGCUUCUUCAGGGACAUUUGGGUCUUCCAGUUCUGCCUGGUUAUUGCCUCCUGCCAGUACUCUCUGCUCAAGAGUGUCCAGCCUGAUGCUGCCUCUCCCAUGCACGGUCACAACUGGGUGAUCGCAUACAGCCGACCCGUCUACUUCUGCUGCUUCUGCCUUCUCAUCUGGCUGCUGGAUGCCCUGGGCUCAGCCCUGCCCUUCCCUCCUGUCUCCCUCUAUGGCCUCACCCUCUUCUCUGCCCCCUUCUUCUUUUGUGCCCGAGAUGUCGCCACUGUCUUUACCUUGUGCUUUCCCGUCGUCUUCCUCCUGGGCCUCCUGCCCCAAGUCAACACCUGCCUCAUGUACCUGCUCGAGCAGAUUGACAUGCACGGCUUUGGGGGCACAGCAACCACCAGCCCCCUCACUGCUCUAUACAGCCUCCUCCGAAGCCUCCUGGCAGCUGCACUGCUCUAUGGCUUCUGCCUUGGGGCUAUUAAGGCUCCCUGGCCAGAUCAGCACGUGCCUGUCCUCUUCUCUGUCUUCUGUGGCCUCCUGAUGGCGAUAUCAUACCACCUCAGCCGCCAGAGCAGUGACCCCGCCGUCCUCUGGUCUCUGAUCCGCACCAAGCUUUUCCCUGACCUAGAAGAGCGGAACCUAGAGACCCCACGUGCAGAAGCCCCAGACCCACUGCCUGGCAAACUGAGGCAGUCUGUGCGGGACAUUUUGCACUCAGACCUUGUGAUGUGCCCGGUGAUUGCUGUGCUUAGCUUUGCCAUCAGUGCCAGCACUGUCUUCAUUGCCCUCAAGUCUGUCCUGGGUUUUGUCCUCUAUGCCCUGGCUGGCCUGGUGGGCUUCCUCACCCAUUACCUCCUGCCUCAACUCCGCAAGCAGCUUCCCUGGUUCUGCCUCUCUCAGCCCGUGCUCAAGUCCCAGGAGUACAGUCAGUUUGAAGUGCGCAGCGCAGCCCAGCUGAUGUGGUUUGAGAAGCUGUAUGCGUGGCUGCAAUGCGUGGAGAAGUACCUCAUCUACCCGGCUGUGGUGCUCAAUGCCCUCACUGGUGAUGCCCACGCCGUCAGUGGCCGCCCGGACAAGUUCUGCCUCUACUGUCGGGCCCUCCUGAUGACAGUGGCCGGCCUGAAGCUCCUGCGCUCAGCUUUCUGCUGCCCCCCUCAGCAGUACCUGACUUUGGCCUUCACAGUCCUGCUCUUCCAUUUCGACUAUCCUCGCCUCUCCCAGGGCUUCCUGCUGGACUACUUCCUCAUGUCCCUGCUUUGCAGCAAGCUAUGGGACUUACUGUACAAACUCCGCUUCGUGCUCACCUACAUUGCCCCUUGGCAAAUCACCUGGGGCUCGGCCUUCCAUGCCUUUGCGCAGCCCUUUGCUGUGCCCCACUCUGCCAUGCUGUUCGUGCAGGCCCUGCUCUCUGCCCUCUUUUCCACUCCUCUGAACCCUCUGCUGGGCAGUGCCGUCUUUCUCAUGUCCUAUGCUCGACCCCUCAAGUUUUGGGAACGAGACUACAACACUAAACGUGUGGAUCACUCCAACACCCGCUUGUCCACCCAGCUGGAUCGGAACCCCGGCGCCGAUGACAAUAACCUCAACUCCAUCUUCUACGAGCAUCUGACGCGCUCCCUGCAGCACACGCUAUGUGGAGACCUGGCCCUUGGCCGCUGGGGCAACUACAGCCCUGGGGACUGCUUCAUCCUGGCCUCUGACUACCUCAAUGCCCUGGUGCACCUCAUUGAGGUCGGCAACGGCCUUGUCACUUUCCAGCUGCGGGGCCUGGAGUUCCGGGGGACCUACUGCCAACAGCGGGAGGUGGAGGCCAUCACUGAGGGUGUGGAAGAAGAUGAGGGCUGCUGCUGCUGCGAGCCGGGCCACCUGCCCCGGGUGCUGUCCUUCAACGCUGCCUUUGGGCAGCGCUGGCUGGCCUGGGAAGUGACCGCCAGCAAGUACGUGCUGGAAGGUUAUAGCAUCAGCGACAACAACGCGGCCUCCAUGUUGCAGGUGUUCGACCUGAGAAAGAUCCUUAUCACCUACUACGUCAAGAGCAUCAUCUACUAUGUGAGCCGUUCUCCCAAGCUAGAGGCCUGGCUGAGCCACGAGGGCAUUGGGGCAGCCCUUCGGCCUGUGCGUGCUCCCGGCUACGCCGACUCGGACCCCACCUUCUCCCUGAGCGUGGACGAGGACUAUGACCUGCGCCUGGCCGGCCUCUCACUGCCUGCCUUCUGUGCAGUCCACCUCGAUUGGAUCCAAUACUGUGCCUCAAGGAGGGGCCAGCCCAUGGAGCACGACUGGAACUCUCCUCUCGUCACCCUGUGCUUCGGGCUGUGUGUCCUGGGCCGCCGGGCUCUGGGGACGGCCUCCCACAGCAUGGCAGCCAGCCUGGAGCCCUUCCUCUACGGGCUGCACGCCCUGUUCAAGGGCGACUUUCGCAUCACGUCCCCGCGGGACGAGUGGGUCUUUGCCGACAUGGACCUCCUGCACCGCGUGGUGGCCCCAGGGGUGCGGAUGGCCCUCAAGCUCCACCAGGACCACUUCACGUCCCCCGACGAGUACGAGGAGCCCGCCGUGCUCUACGACGCCAUCGCGGCCAAUGAGGAGCGCCUGGUGAUCUCCCACGAGGGCGACCCCGCCUGGCGCAGUGCCAUCCUCAGCAACACGCCGGCCCUGCUGGCCCUGCGCCACGUCAUGGACGAUGCCUCGGACGAGUACAAGAUCAUCAUGCUCAACCGGCGGCACCUCAGCUUCCGCGUCAUCAAGGUGAACCGGGAGUGUGUGCGGGGUCUGUGGGCCGGCCAGCAGCAGGAGCUCGUGUUCCUCCGAAACCGGAACCCAGAACGCGGCAGCAUCCAGAACGCCAAGCAGGCCCUCCGGAACAUGAUCAAUUCCUCCUGCGACCAGCCUCUGGGCUACCCCAUCUACGUGUCUCCUCUCACCACCUCCUUCGCCGGCAGCCACCCCCAGCUCCGUGCCCUGUGGGGGGGUCCGGUCAGCCUCGGGGCCAUCGCCCGCUGGCUCCUGCGCAGCUGGGAGAGGCUUCAGAAGGGCUGCGGGGCCGGCUGCAACAGCGGCGGGAACGUGGACGACUCCGACUGUGGGGGUGGCUCCUCGGUCAGCAAUAACCCUCCGGCCCCCCACCCCACCCCUGAGACCCCUGCCGCCCGAGAGCAGCCCUUCCCCCUGGGCCUGGGCCUGGGCUGGACGCUGCGACCCUCCCUGAGUGGGGCUGGCGACGGCUUCUCUUCACGAAGACGGAGAGAGGGUGGGCCCCCCUCUUUGCAGUGGCCCCCGCCCAUGGGCGCACCCCGGCUCCCAGGACCAGCCCCUUCCCCUGUGCCUGCCUCGCCUGCCCCCCCUGAAGGCCCCCAGCCGCCCCCAGCAGGCACACCUGCCCCCUUUGGCUACGAGGGCCCGAGCGGCAAGUGGAGCUUGGGGGGCAGGAAGGGUCUGGGGGGGUCCGACGGGGAAGCGGCCUCAGGGAGCCCCAAAGGCGGGCCUCUCCGAUCUCAGGCGCCCGGCACCUCCCCCUUGGACCUCGGCCUCGGCCCAGAUGUCGGCUCGGACGCUUCCCUGCCUGGCCCUGCCCAGGAUCCUUCUCUCUUGGCCAGACCCUCUGAAGCUGGGACCCCCGGAGGUGGGGGCAACUGGCUGGCCCCCCCCGAGGAGCGGGAGAGCCCGGCGGCCCAGCCUUUACUGGAACAUCAAUACUGACCAGUCCAGACCCUGAUGGGCCCGAGUGACUGAGCGCUCGGGGUCCAGCUCGGCCUCCGCCUGCCUCAACUCGCCAAACCGAUGGGCUGGUCCCGUUCAGAGCUCUGGAGCCAGGGGGCAGGGCCCUCUUUGCCGGGGGCCAGGCCUCGGGACUCGGGGGGGCCUCGCUCCCCCAGGAUAGAGCCGGGGCUCGGCCCGGGACGGGCAGCCAGUGCCUCCGGGAGAUGUGAGCCCCCAUCCCGCCUCCAGGGGCCCCCGGAGCUUGGGCCUGAGCUGGGGAAGAAGGGAGAGGGGGGAGGGGUCCUUUUUGGGUUUUUUGUUUUUUUUUUUUUUCUGCUUCUGAGACACCAGAAUUAAUAACACUAUUUUUGAU
This is a messenger RNA of Gracilinanus agilis (Agile Gracile Mouse Opossum), 4434 nucleotides long. It is a transcript of the gene PCNX3, whose product is annotated as pecanex 3. The coding region runs from base 87 to 4061 and encodes 1324 amino acids. The record is from RefSeq and is a predicted model, not a curated record. Gene Ontology annotation, cellular component: membrane. Lineage: Eukaryota; Metazoa; Chordata; Mammalia; Didelphimorphia; Didelphidae. The transcript is spliced from 26 exons.